Molecule: messenger RNA, 9014 nt
Organism: Phycodurus eques (leafy seadragon)
Lineage: Eukaryota; Metazoa; Chordata; Actinopteri; Syngnathiformes; Syngnathidae
Gene: crtc3
Product: CREB regulated transcription coactivator 3
Exons: 15
Coding region: 1049-2959 (636 amino acids)
Biological process (GO): positive regulation of transcription by RNA polymerase II; protein homotetramerization
Cellular component (GO): cytoplasm; nucleus
Molecular function (GO): cAMP response element binding protein binding
Source: RefSeq, a predicted model, not a curated record
AUGGAAUUGAACAAGGCAAUGUUUUUCUCGCAGCAGAGACUGGAUAACACAGACUUGCUUCUUCAAGACGUGUCAACCGACGGUUAAUGCGGUGCAACCGAUUGCGGGAACUCGGCAGAAGAAUGCCGCUCAAUCUGGGAGGGGGAAAUGAGUUUUAACCUUCGGCGUCGCUUGUUUCUCUUCAUGGAAUCAUCGGGUCGGGAGUUUGACGUCUCCGCUGCUGUCCGUGGAUUAACGCAAGACUCGACUCCGCUGUGAUCUAUCACGUUAAAAGUGUGAAUUUGUGGAGUAUUGCCCCGCUUCGAGUGCGAAACGGUAGCGUGAGUGGAGGAGAUUUAUCUCCUUUCGUGGUCGGAGAAGCUCGACAUCGAGUGAGUCCGGAUAAGACCAGCGGACACUUGUUGAAAUCGAGUUUCGCGAGAAAAGCUUGGCUCCAUUGCUUGGGAACUGAGCUAACGCCGUUAGCAAGGCAUUUGCUAACGGGGCACUCUUACUUUCUUUGUAACAGCUAAAUAUCCUGACGGUAACCUACACAGAUAUGUUUCUACUCCUUACGGCUUGGUGAAAGGUUAGUAUGAAAAGUUGGCAAAGUGCGUCUGUGGAAAAUGUUCGAGGCGGCUUUGACAGCAAUUUCGCUAACCUAGCCCCUAGUGGCAUCGCUUCUUGUAUCCGUUCACCUCCAUGAUGUUAGCUUUGACAGCUAAAGCUAUGUCAACGUCAAACUCGUACAAGUGGCUCAAUGGAGAUGUCAAUAUGAAGUUCUGUUGUAUCAUUAACUUCGGUUGAUCGACAGACAGGCCACUGUCGUCCACAUUAACUUGCAGCCAUUUAAUAGUUGGAAAUACUCAAUUAAAAAAAAAAAAAAAAAAAAAAGUUAUCCGUUUCGCCGUUAUACUCGGCUGUGACGCAAAUUCUAACGUUGAUCCACGAGGAAUGAGUGAUAUAAUUGUACUUUUUCCAAUGGCGUGCCUACUGAGAGAGCUUGAAAACUAGAUUAAAAGCACCGCCGCAGACUCUUCGUUCCUUAAAUCGCUGAAGUUGUAGGACGAUGUCCGGCUCCCCGGGCACAGGGGGCUCAAACCCCAGAAAGUUCAGUGAAAAGAUUGCGCUGCAUAACCAGAAGCAAGCAGAGGAGACGCGGGCCUUCGAACAGCUGAUGACGGACCUCACUGUCUCAAGGGUGCAGUUCCAGAAAAUCCAGCAGCUUCGUUUGUCUCAAUCACGACCACAGUACUACGGCGGCUCUUUGCCCAAUGUCAAUCAGAUUGGCAACACAAGCACUGAAUUUCAGGGAGGCUUUCCAUCAGGGUUGGAUUCUGUAAGAGGUACUCGCCACCAUGGAUUGGUCGAGAGGGUCCACAGGGAACGUAACAGGAUUAACUCUCCCCAUCGCAGACCCAUUGACAAGCAUGGACGGCAGAUAGAGAGUUCUCCAUAUGGAACCGUAUACCUGUCCCCACCUCCAGACAACAACUGGAGAAGGGAUCAGCCCCCGUGGAGUGAGGAAAAGCGGCCUGGGUUUAGAUUAAUAUCACAACUCAACAGAACCAACUCAGACUCUGCUCUUCAUACGAGUGCUAUGAACCCUCAGGACCCCUUCAGUGUGAUCCAGCAGAUGGGUCGAGGGCCCCCAUACCACAAUGGCUGGCAUGCAGCUAGUGUAAAUGAGGCAGCGGUGGAUGGGUCUGGAGACGUCUUCUCUUUCCCUGCGCUACCUAAUGAGGAGGGUCUCAGAGGUGUCAGUAAACCCCUCCCCAAGCAGCUGUGGGAAGCCAAGAAGGUCCAGUCUCUCGCUUUGAGGCCUAAAUCAUGUGAAGUGCCUGGUAUCAAUAUUUUCCCAUCCCCGGAGCAAAACCCUGGCCUCUCCCACUAUCAGGGCUCAUUAAAUACUGGAGGCUCCUUACCUGAUCUCAGCAACCUGCACUUCCCGUCCCCUCUCUCAACUCCAUUGGACCCUGAGGACAAUGGUGGAUACCCAAAUCUCAGCGGAGGUAGCAGCACAGGAAAUUUGCCAGCUGCCAUGAUGCACCUUGGUAUUAGCCAUUCACAAGGCCGCUCCUCUUCUCUGAGUAAUCCCACAAUUCAAGCUUCCCUCAACAACUGUCAGCUUCAGUCUUCUCUCAGCAAUCCCUCCAUAAAUUCUUCUCUGCGCCUUUCUGGUAACUCCCCUCGGCGAAGACCAGCACCCAUCAGCCCGCUCACCCUUUCUCCUGGCGCUGAGCCGCGUCGGGGCGUGUCUAAGCAGUUGUCUCCCACCAUGUCUCCAUCAUUGUCCCCUAUCACACAGGGAAUUCCUUUAGAUACCAGCAACACACCAAGGGAGCCACCCCCUCCUUAUCCACUCUACCAGCAAUCGCAGCAUGCAGUGGACCAGGCGCGUCACUGCCAGCAGCAGCACCAACAUCAACAUCAGCCUGUUCCCCCUCUGCAAAGCAUUGCACUGGACUUUAACCCAAGCCAACACAACAAUAUGGCAGCACUCUUCAGUGACUCAUUCAUGGAGCAACAAUUCUCCAGUUGCCACAACAAAACCCUCCGGUACCAGUUGGACCAGUUCAGUCUGCUGGAAAAUGCGAUGAGCUCCACAGCGGGUGGAUCUUGCUUCGACCCUUCGUCAUCGUCUUUGUACUCCUCCCAGGCGGCCCUCACAGGGCUGAGGGGCAGCCAUGGCAACCUGCAUAACCCCAUGCAAAUGGCUUCAAACAUGCUGUACUCCAAUUGCACUGGAGGGUUGCCCAACAUCAUACUCACUGAUGAGUCCAACCCCAGUCUGUCAAAGGACAUCAGCAACGUGCUCUCGACGGUGCCGGAGUGUUUCGACUCGGAAGGAGGCUUCCCGCUGGAAGACGAGUUGCACAUUGAGCCCCUCAGCCUGGAUGGUCUGAGCAUGCUCAGUGAUCCCGACAUGGUGCUGCCAGACCCAUCUGUGGAGGACACUUUCCGUAGUGACAGACUCUGAAGGGGACAUGUGAUCCCCCUUUUCCGGCAAACAUAAACACACACACUCACAUUUUCAGGAUAAAGAGCGCGAAGUGCAUGAAUCUGAAUAUGCAUGCAUUCGGUAGGUCGACUGCGCAUGCAUUGACUGCCACUAAAAAUCAUCAAAUGUGAACAAUCUGGAUACAGUGCACGCAGUUAUACACAAACACGCACACUUUUGGAGAAGUUGCAUGUUAAAGAAAUCUGGUUUACACCUGCUCCAUGCAAAGGUACCUUCACACUUGUUUAAGCUCAUAUUUCAUCAUUAGACAUUGAUGGUGGAAUAAAACCAGUCACGGGAGUCACAAAAUCAGCUAAAUGUGUUGAUCCAUUGAGGAGUCUGGGCCAUUCUGUUUUUGUCCCUCCCCUUUCACAGCCAACCUUCAUAGCCAUGGCAGCAUUGCUGCCAAGGUUACAUUACUGUGCUGAAGAGGAGCAGAGAUGCCAACGCACAAUUGACUUUUCUCACAGCUCCUGUAAAUGAGUGAAAGUCAAAUGAGAGGUCCCCUGCGGGAGCAGUUGCGUGCGGCCGAGGUAAACAUCCGAUUCCUUCCAGCUGACAUAUCAAACAAUUUCAUGCUCUUGAAUAUAUGGAGAAGGGAAAAGACUAGGAGCAUCAGAGAUGUUGUUUGGAAUCUAUAUACUAAUAUACAAGUUGUAAUUUUAGUAUGAUUAGAAUGUACUACAAAACAAAAAAGGGCAAAAUGUUUACAAAGAUAUAUUAUUUUCAGUACGUUACUAAAGAAUAUAGACGUUUGGAUUUAUAACUAAGAGCUAAAAUUCUCAUGUGCUGCAUAAAGGCUAUAUUCCCUCAGCGGGGAGACAUUUUUUUUUUUUGGACAUUAUGCAUACAUUUUUAAAGAUGAAAUUUAACAAUUUCUUUUUUUUUUUAUUUUUUUUUUUUAGUUACAUCCAUGUAUGUUUAUUUGGAGUUUUGUACCAACUUGUACUGGCGCUUGCACUGUGCUUGAAUGUUGUAAGUAAGCAAGAGAUUAUCUGGAUCACUUGUGUUUGCAGUACAGUAAACCCCCUUGUGUGGCUGAAAAGACAAAGUGACUGAACGCAGAUGACUCAUGUGGACAUGGGAUAACAUGUAACAUUGCACUUCGUCUUUUGCACUGAUUGGUUCAUGGCGUCUUACACAUCUUGAAUGUUAUUUUUUAAACUGACAACCCAAAGAUAUUGAAUGAAGCCAUUAUGAAGAUAAUGAAAUUCACGAGAAUUUAGUAGUAGUUGCAUUGAUGUAGUUUGGUUUCAUUUAUAUAUAUAUAUAUAUAUAUAUAUAUAUAUAUAUAUAUAUAUAUAUAUAUAUAUAUAUAUAUAGUGGGUACGGAAAGUAUUCUGACCCCCUUAAAUUUUUCACAGAUAUAUUGUAGCCAUUUGCUAAAUUCAUUUAAGUUCUCUUUAUUUUCCUCAAUGUACACACAGCACCCCAUAUUGACAGAAAAAAAACAGAAUUGUUGAAAAUGUUGCUGAUUUAUUAAAAAAAAGAAAAACUGAAAUAUCACACAGCCAUAAGUAUUUUGACCCUUUGCUCAGUAUUUAAUAGAAGCACCCUUUUGCAGCUAAUACAGCCAUGAGUCUUUUGGGAAUGAUGCAGUAUUUCACACCUGGAUUUGGGGAUGCUCUGGCAUUCUUCCUUGCAGAUCCUCUCCAGUUCGGUCAGGUUUGAUGGUGAAUGUUGGUGGACAGCCAUUUUCAGGUAUCUCCAGAGAUGCUCGAUUGGGUUUAAGUCAGGGCUCUGGCUGGGCCAUUCAAGAACAGUCACGGAGUUGUUCGGAAGCCACUCCUUCGUUAUUUUAGCUGUCUGGUUAGGGUCAUUAUCUUGUUGGAAGGUGAACCUUCGGCCCAGUCUGAGGUCCUGAGCACUCUGGAGAAGGUUUUCGUCCAGGAUAUCCCUGUACUUGGCCGCAUUCAUUUUUCCUUUGAUUGUAACCAGUCGUCCUGUCCCUGCCGCUGAAAACACCCCCACAGCAUGGUGCUGGGGACUGUAUUGGACAGGUGAUGAGCAGUGCCUGGUUUUCUCCACACAUACCGCUUAGAAUGAAGGCCAAAAUGUUCUAUCUUGGUCUUGUCAGACCAGAGAAUUUUAUUUCUCACCAUCUUGGAGUCCUUAAGGUGUUUUUUUUUUUGUUUUUUUUUUAGCAAACUCCAUGUGUCUUGCACUGAGGAGAGGCUUCCGUCGGGCCACUCUGCCAUAAAUCCCUGACAGGUGGAGGGCUGCAGUGAUGGUUGACUUUCUAGAACUUUCGCCCAUCUCCCAACUGCAUCUCUGGAGCUCAGCCACAGUGAUCUUUGGGUUCUUCUUUACCUCUCUCACCAACGAUCUUCUCCCCCGAUUGCUCAGUUUGGCCGGACGGCCAGCUCUAGGAAGGGUUCUGGUCGUCCCAAACGUCUUCCAUUUAAGGAUUAUGGAGGCCAUUGUAGGAACAUUAAGUUUAAGAAAUUUGUUUGUAACCUUGGCCUUGCCACAAUUCUGUCUUUGAGCACUUCAGGCAGUUCCUUUGACCUGAAGCCACACACAGGUGUGUGGCUUUCCUAAUCAAGUCCAAUCAGUAUUAUCAAACACAGCUGGGGACUCCAAUAAAGGUGUAGAACCAUCUCAAGGAUGAUCAAAAAAAAUGGACAGCAUCUGAGUUUAAUAUAUGAGUGUCACAGCAAAGGGUCUGAAUUCUUGGCUGUGUGAUAUUUUCAGUUUUUCUUCUUUAAUAAAUCUGCAACAGUUCUGUUUUUUUCUGUCAGUAAGGGCUGCUCUGUGUACAUUAAUGAAGGAAAAAAUGUAACUAAAAUGAUUUUAGCAAAUGGCUGCAAUAUAACAAAGUGACUGUGACCCACUGUAUAUACACACACACACAGUUAGCCCCAAAAAUAUUUGGACAGUGACAGUGUUUUAUUUUAGCUGUUUACGAAAAAUAUUCAGGAUACAAUUAUAUAAUCAAUAUGGGCAGAUUCUCAGCUGUAAUUUGAGAGUAUCCACAUCUAAAUUGGAGAAAGGGUUUAGGAAUUACAGCUCUUUAAUACGUUGCCACCUCUUUUUCAAGGGACCAGAAAUAAUUGGACAAUUGGCUCAGAAGGCUGCAAAAAAAAAACAUGGCUGCAUGGGCUCUUCCCUCGUUAGCCUCUCGUCAAUUAAGCAGUUAAAAGGUCUGGAGUUGAUUCCAGGUGUGGCAUUUGCAUUUGUAAGCGGUUACUGUGAACACACAUCAUCAGCAGUCAAAGGAGCUCUCAAUGGAGGUAAAACAGACCAUCCUGAGAAGAAAUCCAUCAGAGAGAGCAGAAAUGUUCGGAGUGGCCAAAUCAACAGUUUGGUACAUUCUGCGAAAAACACUGAUCUAAAAAAAAAAUAAAUAAAACUGGACAUCCACAGAAGACAACAGUGGUGGAUGAUCGCAGAAUCCUUUCCAUGGUGAAGAAAAAACCCUUCACAACUUCCACACAAGUGUAGAACACUCUCCAGGAAGAACAUGUAUCAGUAUCUCAGCCUCAUGGGAGGCAAUACAAAGGAUUCAUCACAAGGUGCAUACCAUUAAUCAGCCUCAAAAAUACAAAGGCCAGAAUUGACUUUGGCCAAAAACACCUAAAGACUCCAGCCCAGUUCUGGAAUAGCAUUGUUCAGACAGAUUAGACUAAGACCAACCUGUUCCACAAUGAUGGGAAGAAGAAAGUUUGGAGAAGAAUUUGAACAGAUCCAAAGCACACCACAUCUUCUGUAAAACAGGGUGGAGGCAGUGUGAUGGGAUGGGCAUGCAUGGCUUCCAAUGGCACUGGGUCACUUGUGUUUAUUGAUGUGACAAAAGACAGAAGCAGACGGAUGAAUUCUGAAGUGUAGAGGGAUAUACUUUCUGCUCAGAUUCAGCCAAAUGCAGCAAAGGUGAACGACACUUCACAGUACAGAUGCAACCCAGGAAUUUUUUUAAAGCAAAGAAGUGGAAUAUUCUGCAAUGGCCGAGUCAGUCACCAGAUCUCAACCCAAUCGAGCAUGAAUUUCACUUGCUCAAGACAAAACUUAAGGCAGAAAGACCCACAAACAAGCAACAACUGAAGACAGCUGCAGUAAAGGCCUGGCAAAGCAUUAAAAACCCACCGGUGGGUUCCAGACAUCAGGGAGUCAUUGCCUGCAAAGGAUUGUCAACAAAAUAUUGAAAAGUAACAUUUUACUUAGGCUUAUGUUUAUUUGUCCAAUUACUUUUGAGCCCUCAAAAUAAGGCGGUUUCGUAUAGAAAAUAGCUACAAAUCCUACGUUUAAUCGUAUAUUUUUGUUUCAACCCCUUAAAAGUCUGCACUUCAAUUCCGCUGUUGUUGUUCCAGUUCAAAUCCAAAGUGGUGGCAUGCAGAGCCCAACUCAUGAAGAUUGUGCCACUGUCCAAAUAUUUCUGAGCCUAACUGCGAGCGCGUGUAUAAACGUGUGUGUGUGUGUGUCUGUGUGUGCGUGCGUGCGUGGGCGUGUGUGUGUGUGUGUGUAUAAUCUUUAUAACAAGCUGAUGUCGAGCAAUCUGCCUUUUGGGGCAUUGAGUGCCCCUGUUGUCUACUUCACUGAAAGUCAGGGACUGCAAUUCAAAGAGCUAUAUUUUUAAUAUUGUUAAUGAAAGGAUAAAGAGCAUUGUUCUGGCUUUUCUCCGUUAGCUAUGCAACUGGUUUCUGUUCCCCCCCCCCCCCCCCCCACCUGUUGAACAGGUGCAUCAUUUACACUUGUCAUACGUAUGGCCCGCGGGCCAGAACCGGCCCGUCGGGGUUGGAGAACACAUUCAGUGCUAUUUUUCAAUAAAAGUAAUUUUUGUUGCUAAUUUUGUCCACUGGAGGGUGCACUGACAACACUUAAAAUGCCAUUGAUGCACUUAUGGAAGCCAAACAAUGCCAAGUUUCAGGAGCACACUAAUAUAAAAUGGUGUGCCAUGUUCACACUGUGAAAAUAAAUACUUCCUGUAGAAAUGUUUUAAGACAUUGAAUAUUACAAAAUUUCAGUCACAAGCUUCACUUCAAAAGAGAUUGGUUUGUUUGGAACCUUUUUUUUUUUUUUUGUUUUGUUUUUCAUGCACUUGAAGGGUGCACGCUCACUGAGUAGUAAUACUGUUGAAAUCAUUUUUGGUUAAAAAUUUCACACUGCUCACAUGAUUUGCACCAAAUUUUGCAACAAGACAAUAAUGAAUAAAUGUGAAUAUUUUCCAAAAAUACUUGUAAUUAUUUGCGCCAAAACAGUGGGGAAAUCUUUGAAUAGUUAUUUAUGGAUUUUUAAGCCACAAAUAUUGUGGUCCGGCCCUCGAGAUCUAAUUGGAGUAAAUGUGGCCCGCGAACUAAAAUAGGUUUGACACCCCUGAUAUACACUAUGCAGUUUAACUAACCAUGCCGGUUUUGUUGUUGAUGAUUUUAAUAUGGGCAGAUCAUGUUGUGAAGUCACAAUAUUACAUGUGUCCAGUGUCCACAGUGUUUAUUCUUCAGUCUGCAGUGCCAUUACAAACGGCACUAUAUUUUAAUGGCACUGUUUGCGCUUUACUUUUCAGUCAGAAGAUGAUGCACGGGUACAAAAGAGCUUCACCUUUAUGAUAUGUCGUUGAAAAGGAAGGAGGUGUUGGGGUUUGUUUAUUAGUUUAUAUUUAGUUUGAGCUCCUAUAGAUUUGUACUGGCCUUGCUGUAAACACCAUGAGACAGUGGGGUCACUGUGCGUGAUGGAGCCACUUUUCCGUUGUUGUUUUUUUUUUGCCUAAAAGCAUCUAAAGUGUAUUUCUAUCUGUCGGCUGUCUGUUUCCUGCUGUUUGUCUUUCGAUGCCUACCUUCUGCUGCCUUACAUGUGGAUUUGAACUUUUUAUAUUCCAGCUAGGCACCGCUUUUCUAUAGCCUUAGUUUGUGUCGGCUGCCUGUGGUUUUCUGUCACUUAGUAUCACUUUUGUCUUUUUAGCCACAUUAUGUACAGUUCUGUUAUUUAAAGUGUCCACUAGUAUUGCUACUUAUUUUGGAAUCUGAUCUAUGUUUAAUAUAUGUUUAGUGCUGACCAUCUUUGGUUGAAUAUAAACAAUAAAAGUCAUAACUGUGUACGAUAA